Messenger RNA from Dictyostelium purpureum, 1752 nucleotides. RefSeq lists its product as uncharacterized. The transcript has 2 exons. Lineage: Eukaryota; Evosea; Eumycetozoa; Dictyosteliales; Dictyosteliaceae. The record is from RefSeq and is a predicted model, not a curated record. Bases 1 to 1752 code for a protein of 583 amino acids.
AUGGAGAAUAACAAUGAACAAACAAUAAUUGAAAAUAAAACUUCAAUAAUAGAUGGCGAAUUAUCAACAAAAUUAUUUUUUUCGAUUUUCAGAAACAAAUACUUGUUUGAUAUAAUAUGGGAACAUGUAAAGUUUUAUAAUACCUAUUCAUAUUUCAAGGCAUAUAAAAAAAAAGAUUUACGAAAUCAUCCACAUAGAAACUUAAUUAAAUAUUUAAAAAUUUGUUGCAAAGUUACUGAAAAGAAAUCAAUUGGAUUAGUACCUGAUUCAGUUGAAAUUUUAGAAUUUAAACCUCCACAUAAUAUUGAAUCGAGUUUAAAUAAAAUAUCAAUACCACCGACAGUUACUACAUUUAUAUUUAGUUUUAUAUUAGAUGAGUAUUUUUUUAAAUACACAGUUCCAUCAAGUAUUGAAACAUUAAUAUUUGGAAAUAAAUUCAAUUCAGAUAUUACACCAGGAUCAAUCCCGUCAGGUGUACAUACAAUUGUUUUUGGUGAUAGUUUUAAUAAAAAAUUACAAGCAGGAGCAAUACCAAACACGGUUACAUCAUUAAGUUUUGGUAAAUGCUUUAACCAAACAAUAAACCAAGCAGAUAUUCCAUCAAGUGUCAUCAAUCUUACAUUUGGUUAUUCUUUCAACAAUGCAAUACUUCCUCAUACUUUACCAUUCUCCAUUAGAAAGCUUAUUUUUGGGAAAAAAUUCAAUCAAGCAUUACAUCCGAAUUGUAUUCCCAAAGGUGUGGAAAUAUUAACAUUUGGUAAUAAUUUUAAUCAAAUUCUAUUAAAAGGUGUGUUACCCUCAACAAUCAAGACUCUUACGUUUGGCGAUAAUUUCAAAUACGAUAUUACUGAAGGAUAUUUACCUGAUGGGUUAACCUCGCUAACAUUGGGUGGGGAUUUUAAUCGUGAAAUUAAAGCAAAUUCUUUACCACCAUCCAUUAUAUCUCUUACAUUUGGUGCCUGUUUCGAUCAAACUAUUCUAGAACAAAGCCUUCCACCAUCACUUAAAACUCUACAUUUAGGUCACAACUUCGAUAAACUAAUCAAUGUCACAUUACCAGAUACUCUUGAAACCUUAAUAUUUAGUCCACUUUUUAAUCAACCAAUCAACAAAAACACAAUACCAAAAAACGUUAAAAACCUAGUUAUAGAUUUUAAUGAUUACAAUUUAGAAUCAGGUUUCAUUCCAAAUUCAGUUACAUCGUUAACAUUUGGAUAUUUUUUUGAUCAACCAUUACAAAGAGAUCUAAUUCCAAACUCAGUCAGAUCAUUAACAUUUGGUGAUUGUUUUAACCAAACACUUAAAGAAGGUGAUAUUCCAUUUGGCGUAGAAAAUAUUGUUUUUGGUAGAGGUUUUAAUUGCCAAAUCAGACCCAACACUAUUCCAGCAACAGUACGUAGUAUUAAAUUUGGAAAAAAAUUCGAUCAAUUAAUUUUAGAUAACUCAUUACCAUCUAGUUUAACUUCAUUAGAAUUUGGUUAUCAUUUUAGCCAAAAUAUUUUCAAUGGAUCGUUACCGCCAUCAUUACGAACCUUAUCAUUAGGAUAUGGUUUCAACCAUAAUAAUGUACCAUUAUUCCUUCCACCAAAUGUUCAAACAUUAACUUUAGACAGCUUACCCGAAGAUAUGCCAGAAUUACCACCUAGUGUCACAGAGUUAACUAUUAGAAGUCAUGGUAGUUGUGAUAUCGAAAAAAUUCCAAAAACAGUCAAAAGAUUAAGAGAAGGGGGUAAACGAAUAUUUUUAUUUUAA